UAAAUUUUUAGAAGGAAAUUUAGAAAAUGAAAGGAAAAUUGAUGAAGAAGAAAAUUGUUAUCAAAAAUGUAAUGAACAAUUAAGAAUGGGGUUAGAUAUGGUUAAGUCCCAUUCAUCAUUUGGAAGUGUUGGAGUACCUUCAGUUAUUGACAAAUUAGAUUUACAAUUAUUUUGUAAUUUAGAUUUAGAACAUGAUAAUUGUUUAAUUGGAAAUUGUGGCUCAUUACGUUGUGGGCCAUAUACAGAAUUAAAAUUAACAUUUAACGGAAUGGGACAACGUUGCAAAACAUUGGCAAUUGUGUGACUUAAAUUGUGCCCAAAGAGUUUUAAAUAAAGAACCUAAAUGUAAAGAAGGAGCCAUUAAAUAUUUAAUUAAAUAUUCUCAAUUACAGGUAUUUAAUUGGUUAAAAGAAAUAUUUGGAAAAGAAAAAAUUUUAAAUUGGCAAAAAUGGCCUAAAACUUGUAGUAAAUUAAUUUGUGGAAAUAUAAUUAAAAGAAGAAGGGAUAUACAAAAUGAAGAAGAAAAUAUUAGUAGAAAUUGUAAUAAUUUAAUUGAAGAAAUGAUA
Meloidogyne enterolobii is the source of this 566-nucleotide messenger RNA. The record is from the annotation of a GenBank genome assembly. NCBI's taxonomy places the organism in Eukaryota, Metazoa, Nematoda, Chromadorea, Rhabditida, Meloidogynidae.